AUGAGUAAAAGCAAGGAAGUUAGUGGGAAAAAACAUGUGGAGCAGGUUGAUGCGUCGCUCAACGAACCUUUGAAUAUGGAAGCUCCACCAACGAUAUAUGGGACUACAAUCAAACCAGAGCUCGCGACCGCUGCAUUGAAUCUGGCAAUUGAUUUUAUUAAGCAGCAGCAGUCUUUGGCUAAUAGAGGGAUGAUCCAUCAUUAUAUUACCAAGAUAGUAAUGACUGUGGUUGCAAUCAUCUAUUUAACACCACAGGCGACAAUACCAAGGAAUCUGAGGGCAGGUUCUGUUUCUGGGUUCCUUUACCAGCUGUUCAUGUUUAAUUGGUACCCUAUGGCUACGACGGCAGCAAUCGCUUCUGUUGCAUUUGUGUGUUUGUUAACAACGUACUCUAGAAUCUCCGAGACUUUCUUCAAGAGCAGGAUUCAUGAAGUAGCAAAGGAUAGUGGUCACUCGACGUUUGGCAUCGAUUUGAGAGAGUUGGUUUUGAAGAGCAAGCCUGUGCUUAAGGAUCCUCAGGCACAAAAUACCUAUGUGGUAGUUUACAGAGAGGCUCCAAUUGCGUUGAUUUCGUUGACAGAGAACAAGACAUUGACUUCGAAAGAGUCACUUGUCAUGAGUGUGUCUACCAUUGGUUGCAGAAAAGUUUAUUUGAAGAGUGGCAUCAUAGAAGAUAUGUUGGAUUGGGCUAUGCUACGUACAAAGACUUUGGCGAAGGAGAACAAUCACGGAGAAUCGAUGAAAGUGUUGAUUGACGUUUACUCCUUUGAUGACCAUAUGAAGAAGACUUUGAAGGCCAAGGGAUUCUCACCAGUAGCCAGUGCUAAGAUCAAGGAAAGCAGGCUGCUUGGCGGUCUAUUUGGGUUUCAGAAAGAACUAUGGGGUGUUCAAUUCCAUGUAGAACAACCAAAGAAGAAUUAA
Molecule: messenger RNA, 921 nt
Organism: Torulaspora delbrueckii
Lineage: Eukaryota; Fungi; Ascomycota; Saccharomycetes; Saccharomycetales; Saccharomycetaceae
Gene: PHO86
Product: Pho86p
Exons: 1
Coding region: 1-921 (306 amino acids)
Source: RefSeq, a predicted model, not a curated record